Messenger RNA from Melospiza georgiana, 1048 nucleotides. RefSeq lists its product as uncharacterized. NCBI's taxonomy places the organism in Eukaryota, Metazoa, Chordata, Aves, Passeriformes, Passerellidae. Bases 19 to 945 code for a protein of 308 amino acids. The transcript is spliced from 3 exons. The record is from RefSeq and is a predicted model, not a curated record.
UUCCUCCCAUCCCACCCCAUGGAUCCCAUCCCAUCCCAUCCCAUGGAUCCCAUCCCAUCCCAGGGGAUCCUGCUGGGGCUGAGCUGGAUGAUCCAGGUGGGACAGGAGGGUUGGCACUCCCAGCAGGGGCUGUGGAGGAGCAGGAGCUGCAGGAAGGAGCUCUGCCCACAGAACUGGGGGGGUUCCAUGUGGGAGUUGGGUCUGGGGUGGCUCUGCACUGUCCUGGGUGUCCCUGGGGGUUUUUGGGAGUGCAGAGUGGGGAGGGAGGGCAAUCCCCUGAUCCUUGGGGUGAGGCUCAUUCUGCCUCUGGGAAUUCUCUCCUGGACAAAGGAGCUGGUGCUUUGGCAAUUCCUUCAGCUCAGGGACACCCCAGAUCCCUCAGAAAGGGACAUCCAGGGACAUCCCAGGUCCCUCAGAAAGGGACAUCCCUUGGGGACAUCCCAGAUCCCUCAGAAAGGGACAUCCAGGGACAUCCCAGAUCCUUCAGAAAGGGACAUCCCAGGGGUCAUCCCAGAUCCCUCAGAAAGAGACAACCAGGGACAUCCCAGGUCCCUCAGAAAGAGACAUCCAGGGACAUCCCAGGUCCCUCAGAAAGGGACAUCCCUUGGGGACAUCCCAGAUCCUUCAGAAAGAGACAUCCAGGGACAUCCCAGGUCCCUCAGAAAAGGACAAAGGGACAUCCCAGGUCCCUCAGAAAGGGACAUCCAGGGACAUCCCAGGUCCCUCAGAAAGGGACAUCCCAGGGACAUCCCAGGUUCCCUCAGGGACUUUCUCCCACACUGGUGCUGUUCUUCCUUGCCCCGACCCCACAGCAGAUGUGGAUCCUUCUGCUCUGGAAUUCUGGAAUUCUUUUUAUUUUUUGAGAAUAAAAAAAAAAAAUCUUUUCCUGAUGCUGAAGCUGUUCCUGCCUGGCUCACUGGUUUCUCCUGGUGUCUCCAUGGCUGAGGGAGGGGUGGCCAGGACAGGACAGGAGCUUUGGGACUUCCCAAACUGUGACAGGUAGGUGACAGCACCUGGACAGGGGUGGGACACGAGUGCUGAUCCAGAA